Messenger RNA from Hirsutella rhossiliensis, 1047 nucleotides. RefSeq lists its product as uncharacterized. The transcript is spliced from 2 exons. NCBI's taxonomy places the organism in Eukaryota, Fungi, Ascomycota, Sordariomycetes, Hypocreales, Ophiocordycipitaceae. The coding region runs from base 1 to 1047 and encodes 348 amino acids. The record is from RefSeq and is a predicted model, not a curated record.
AUGUUCUCGACGACGACCGGCUCCCGGGAGUCUAGCGGGCCGUCUCUGGUCGGCGGCAGUAGGAUGGGCGUCCGGGCCCUCACCCACGCCGAGGGCUUACAACCACGCAAGUUGCCCGAGGACCUGCCCUCCAUCUCUUUCUACGGAUCCCUCGUCCACCCGCAGACACCGCCUGAGUCUGCUUCUGGCAGCCCUCGGUUAAAGAUCGAGGGCAACUCCUCACCCGUCGAUGGCCGACUGUACGAAACUCGGCGCUUGUCGUACGCCGGUCCCUACUCGAGCCGUUCUCGGGAUUGCUCCCCGCUUCCCAGCAUCUCUCGCCUCAACCCUUACAGCCAUACUCUUGUCAGGCUUCCAAGCCUAGACGAGUUUGACCAAGGAGUUGAGGCUCUGGCCCGGUCUCAUGGCCCGCCGCGCCCUCACACUCCACCUUCGCCUCUCCCCAGCCUGACGCGAGGCGGGGUCCUUCCUCCGCCACACAUGGCUCAUGGAUACAUAUCCCACGACGGCUAUCCUGUCGGUCAUGGCAACGAUCCUUUCGCCCAUGGGCAGACGGCCCUGGACAGUUAUCCCAGCCCCCCUCCGGAGGAGAACCGACAUAUCAACCAAAAGUACACCACUGAGGAAGGCGACUUCAUCAUCUAUGCCUGGCACGACAAGAAGCUCAAGUGGCAACGCAUCAAGCAAGAUUUUGCGGCCAUGUUUGGGAGAGUCCCUGAGCGGACUGUCCAGGGCCUGCAAGCUUGGUAUUACCGCAUGAACCAGAGAAUCCCGCUUUGGGACCAGGAUGGCUGGCUCAUGUUCGACAACGAAGAUGACUUGGAGCCCAAGUACAUCAGCAUCAAGUGCAGGGAGAGGGACAGCCAGGACAAGCCCAUGGAACCUUUGGGUCUGGCUCAACGAUAUCCUGAGCGGGCCAUCCACUACUCAUGGGUCGACCCUGAGCUGAAGCGCAAGUCGCAAGACUGGGCCUCGAAACGAGCAAUGCAAUACCGUGAGCGCCGUGAGCGCAGAAAAAGAAAAGAGCAGCGACGACUCAAGCUUUAG